AAGAAAAUUUCAAGUACAUAUAACAAGCUUAUCUGUAAGAAAGGAAAGUGAGCCUUUACAAAAAAGAUUAAAAACAAAAUUAUAUGGUGAAAGCUUGUUUGGUGAAAGUUGGUUUGAUUCUUGUGGUUCUAACAAUGAUGACAAAAUUAAUAGAUAUUUGGCAUUACAAGAAAUUCCUAAAGAUCAAAAUGCUCAAACUUGGUAG
Messenger RNA from Racocetra persica, 205 nucleotides. NCBI's taxonomy places the organism in Eukaryota, Fungi, Glomeromycota, Glomeromycetes, Diversisporales, Gigasporaceae. The record is from the annotation of a GenBank genome assembly.